This is a messenger RNA of Pelagomonas calceolata, 2609 nucleotides long. The record is from the annotation of a GenBank genome assembly. NCBI's taxonomy places the organism in Eukaryota, Pelagophyceae, Pelagomonadales, Pelagomonadaceae.
AUGAACAGCUUGGACUCGUGGCUCGCCGCAACCAUAGGCAACCCGGCCCGGCGCGCCGCCGUCCGCGCCUGCGUCGAUUCACUCGACGACUUCCGGGCGGUCGAGCUCGUCGACCUCGAAGAAACGAUCGGCCUCGCGCGGUGGCCCGUGAUCUCGCGGCGCCGCUUCGUCGAGGCCUGGAAGCGGCUGUGCGCCGAGCGCGCGCCGGUCGUCGCCGCGGCGACGACGACGUCGCGCGACGCCUCGACGCAGACGGACGCGUCGCCGCCGGCGGCCGCGGCGCCGGCCGCGCCGCAGCCGCCGGCCGCGACGCCGAGUGUCGGGGCGCCCAAGCAGCGCGGCCCGUCGCUUGGCCCGCGCGACGAGCUCGGCCGCUUCCCGUGCCCGGCCGGCUGCCCGCGGACCUUUGCUCACGCGCCGGCGGCGGUGCAGCACGGCAAGGCGUGCGCGGGCGGGACCCGGCCCCCGAGCAUCGGGACAAGUCUAAAGCGCGUCCCUCGCGCCGACUUCGAAGCGUGGCUGGCCGACCGCAAGACGCGCUGGCGCGCGGCGCGAGGCUACGUGCCGCCGCCGCCGCCGCCGCCGCCGCGGUCCGUCCCCAAAUGCCGCGCGCGGCCGCGGCCCCAGCGCGUGUUCGUCCCCGGCGAUCGCGUCAUAUCGCGCGCGAACGCGAGCCUGGGCACGGUCAUCACAGCUCGCGAGGGAGGCCUCCCGCGGGGCGACGGGGUCGUCGUGAGGCUCGACGGCCCCGAAGGCCUCGUGGUGAUCUUCCCACCCGACGUCGGCGGCGACCGGCUCGUCGGGCCCAUUGGCCGCGUGGCGAUGGCCGGCGCGCCUCCGGCGCCGGCCGCCGCUCCACUGACCGAUGCCGGCCGCGUGACGCCGCCGCCGUCAAGGAAAUUGCCCGAAGGGCCGCUGCCGCCGAAGAAGCGGCGCAAGCACCAGCCCGUUGAACCGCGGCCGCACCUCGGCUCGAUCACCAACGCGGCGCAUAGCCACGGCGCUGGACGAGGGCACGGUCUCUCACAUCCUCUCCUACUUGCGGACACUUGGCGCGGCGCCGGGCCGCGUGUACACACUCACCACGUCGGUUUCGCCGACGCCGCAGGACACGCUGUCGUUGAAAGCGGUGCUCGCGCCGUUCCGCUCGCGGGUAAUUAAGUGCCCGAGCGCCGCGCACCCAUCGCUGGAAGCAGCCGUCGCCGCGGCGCGGGAUCGCGACGUGGUGCUUUUGACCGAGUCCGUGCAACUGGAAGCGCCGAUUACCGCGCCGCUUUUCAACCUGAUCAUCGCCGCGGCGACACGGCGCCGCUACGGCGCCGCUAAGAAGGACGAACGCGAGACGAUUUGCCAGCCCGGGCAGCAGUACCAUCUCGAAGACGUGACGGGGCCGCCAUAUACACAAGUUUCGCCGCGCGGCGAGGUCUUGAACAUCCGCAUCAACGAUCGACACGAUGAUACGCCCCAGCCUCAAGCGGUCUUCUUCCGGGUUAGGACGACGACUCUCUUGGCGCUUGCAUUCAAUGAUUUCGCGAGAAGGAAGGGUGUGGAUGCGGCGUCAGUCGAGUUCCGCUUUGAUGGUGAGAGGAUCCGAGGCGACCAAACUGUGGCGGACGCCGGCCUGGCAGACGGGGCGCAGAUAAACGCCACGUGGACAGAUAACGAGGUCAUGGUCACCGUCAAUGCGGAGGCCUUCCCAAGGAAAGUGGAGGGCACAGUAGCCGUGCCCUUGCCCGCGAUCACAGCCUCGGGUUCGGCCGUGAAGCUCUCGCUGUACGGCAUCGCGUGGGUCGGUCACCGCGGCGGUGUUGUAAACACGCCCCCGGAACUCGCCGCAGACGACGGGAAUGGUCUGCAAGUCCACGAUGAGCACUCUCAAUCCGUGGUGUUUGCGGGCGUUCACGCGUUAGACGGUGCGACCGUGUACGUAGAGAAUUGCUGGUUCGCGGACCAGACCGUGGCGCUGAAAGUUACUGAUGGCGCCUGGCUCGCUGCGGUUGACGUGACCUUCAAUAGGAGCGUCUACGGUGUUUUGGUGGAGGGCGGCGGCACUGCUAGAACCGACGUUGGUGGUGAAUUAUUUCGCAAGGGCGGCGGCACCGUUUGUGGCGUUAUCAACUGCCUGUUCAACGGCGACCACUACCAUGCAAUUCAAGUGACGGACGGCGCGCGCGCCGAAGUGCGCUGGUGCCACAUGGAUAACUGCCUCAUCGCCGGCAUGGGGGUCGAUGGCCCCCACACUUUUCUGGCGGUCGACAUAGAAAAAGGGCCCUCGAGGACGACAUAUAUGUCGCGCGCGCGAACCGUUGCCGAGGGCGGCGAAUAUUGGCCCAUGCGCUUCGCGCUUCGUCAAGGCGGCACGAUCAGAGGCCUCGCCAGGGAAGCUCUCAAAUACGGGUGGAUGACCAAUGCACAUACGACCGCAGAGCCGGACAGCGAUUCGUCGUUCGAGGACCGCUUGAGGGCCCUCGCGGCCGACGAAACAUUCAAGGUCCAUUGCCCGGAGGACGGCGAGUUCGGCUGCAUGUUUCGCAAGGGGCCCGAGCACGAAGACGACGCCGGGCGCGGGAAGGCCGCUGGGGCUGAUCGUCCCGGCCCGUGCUACCUAG